Molecule: messenger RNA, 1839 nt
Organism: Plasmopara halstedii
Lineage: Eukaryota; Oomycota; Peronosporomycetes; Peronosporales; Peronosporaceae
Exons: 8
Coding region: 1-1839 (612 amino acids)
Source: RefSeq, a predicted model, not a curated record
AUGGCUAUCCCAUUCCUUGCCAAACCAGUAUUCUAUUUUGUACUGCAAUCAAGCCCUAAUGUCACAGUGCGACGAGUGCGUGAUGCAAAAGCAAAACGACAUGGACUCAUAGUGCAUCGAGAUCGUGAACUCUUUAAUAUGAAAUCAACCCAAAUCAGCAAAUUUGGGUCAAAGUUCAAUAUAAACGAGGGAGAGAAGUGCACAUUUUUUACAACCGCAUUUACGGACGACAGAUGGGCUGCUGCAUCCGAUCUGCCCACCGCAUCGCUCGUUGCAAGUACAACCUCAAAGGAAACCGAACGCGCUCAUCAGACCGACAUUAACUCGUGUGAAGAUGGUGGUAAUCAUGUGAACCAACAGGACGAUUCGUGUUCCAACGAGUCUUCCACCCCAGGUGCCAUUUUUAAGUAUGACGAUUCGACGACGCAGACUGAUCAGACAGAAAGUGAUGAUAGUGACGACGGUAAUGAAGACCCUGAGGAAGCGGUGUCUUUUCAAAAAGUGACUCGGUUGGGCGUGCGUGUGCAAGGUGACAUGCCAAAGUGGGAUAAAAUUCACAAGCGCUUUGUGUCGCCAUACUACGACACGUUCGAUGAAAAUUAUCGAGCCGUAGUUGACACUGUCAACAUGGCAUCUGUUGAAGGAGCUUUUAAGUACGUGCAGGCUGAGUGUAUUAACGCGUCCGUCGUCACUUCUUGCGAACGAAAAAACAACGUCAAGUACGUUGUUUUCUUUCAAACGACUACUGUGCAGCCUCCUGCUGCUAUGAAGUACUAUGCGAAUACCACAGAUGAAUAUAAAUUUGCCGUCGAAAGCUGUCCAUUCAUACCGAUGGAUGGUGGGCAAUGUCAUCCUAAAGAUGAUGGCUCUUUUCCUGACGAGUGUAACCAAUACAUUGGUGCAAAUGGUCAGCCAGAGUUGGGCUUUUGUGUCGGUGGUUCACUCAUGGACAGCGAACCGAUUGCCCCGUACCCGCACAACUACUGGUUUUCAUUUCCUAACAGUUGCCCUCAGAAGCUCUGGGCAAACAAAACGGAUUCCUGUCGAGAAAAAUAUAAUGGUGGUAUGUGUCCUCUCGGCAAGGAGCCGGAUGGUAAGACUUGUACGUUUUCGUACGAGAUCCUCGGCUAUAUUUUGCUCGACGAUGUCGUGGGGAUUACUUCAAUGGUUAACCCAGCCACAGGCAAAACGUACGCUGACUACUCCGACUUCUGUAAGGCUGGCGGUGUUGAGUUUAACGUCGUCAUUACCCCAGGUAAGUUGUCGUUGUUAACAGACUUUUUGCCAUCAACAGUAACUACCAUUGAGAGUAUUGAGUUCUGGGCCAACCCGGGCGAUAGUGAUGCCAAUGCUAAGCGAAUCGAAAAGCUUGUAUCUGCAUACGCCAAGCUCGUAGCAAGCAAUCCCAAAACAAGUGACGGUGGUCUCAUGCGGAAGCUGCCCACUACGAACGAGCUCAAAGCGCUAAAUCCACCGUGCCACGUCAAUAGUCCGUUCUGUGCUAAGUCCAAGUACGGAUGCAAGCGAUCGUACCUUUCACAAAUUUGUCAAUCCUCAGAACGCAAACCAUACAGCGAGAGCAUCAAAAUCGAUUUGAAAGUAUCCAAGGACUCUCAGAGAGGCGGUUCAUACCUUACUGCCAAUCCCUUUGUAGUGUUGUUUAAGCUUGAAGAUAGCGUACUUGGGGUUCAAACACUUCUUGUUUACUAUGGACAGCAUGGUAUUUUUUUGGUCAAGCUGCGUCGGCAAUUUGUACCAGAUGAUAGACCAGAUGCAAGUGCCUGUAAUACUUUUCAUGCUGUCAGCGCCUCUACUUGUGUACCUUCGCUUGAUUUCUAA